Molecule: messenger RNA, 1271 nt
Organism: Notolabrus celidotus (New Zealand spotty)
Lineage: Eukaryota; Metazoa; Chordata; Actinopteri; Labriformes; Labridae
Product: dual specificity protein phosphatase 19-like
Exons: 5
Coding region: 224-832 (202 amino acids)
Biological process (GO): regulation of MAP kinase activity; protein dephosphorylation
Cellular component (GO): cytoplasm
Molecular function (GO): JUN kinase phosphatase activity
Source: RefSeq, a predicted model, not a curated record
AACGCAUCACAUUGUUGACGCAGCUUCCGACUCUCGGCUGUCAGUUCUGUGUCAAUGGUUAAAACCCUUUAUAGUAUGUUUCCCACAGACUGUAUUUGUAUCUUGUGUUGAUUACUUCAGCAUUGAUUAUGUUGAAAAGCAACGAUCAUGCUUUAUUGCUGGAUAUCAGUAGAAAUCAAUACAUGUUGACGUUUUAGAACAGAUUUCUCUGAAUCCCGAGGUGAUGCAUUCACUGGCGCAAGAGAUCCAGGGCUUUUCCAAGAAUCGUUUGAAGAAGCAGAACACACGUGUUACCACUGUGACAGGCAGGAAGCUGCUGGAGAGGAGGAGGGACGAUGGAGAGGGAGAGGAGCAGGUUGAAGAGCUGGAGGAGGGAAGUGGAUGUGGAUUUAUAGAAGACAAAAGUCUGGACCUUCAAGUUGGAGUUGUCAGACCCUUCCUACAGCUUGCCUCUCAGGAUGCAGCCCAUGACAUUGACACCCUGCAGAGAUAUAAGGUGACUCAUGUGCUAAAUGUGGCCUUCGGAGUCGAUAACCUGUUCCCAGAUCAGCUGGUUUAUAAGACACUCCAGAUCCUGGACCUACCAGACACUGAUAUCACGUCAUAUUUUGGGGUCUGCAGCUCCUUUAUUGAUCAGGCAAGAGAACAGGACGGUGUGGUGCUGGUCCACUGUAACGCAGGUGUAUCACGCUCCUCCUCCAUUGUGAUUGGUUACCUGAUGUUGAAGGAGGGUCUGAUGUUUGAUGAAGCGUACAGCCAGGUGAAGCUGGCGAGGCCGUCAAUUCGCCCUAACCCUGGCUUCUACCAGCAACUACAGAGCUACAAACCUUGAAGAUAUAAUUAUAGAUCACUGUUUUUACAAUAUGAAGUGGGAGAGAAUGAGGGUAUAUUCACAAGGUAGUCACUAGCUAUGUCUGUCAGGUGGGUGGCUUUCAGGGGAUUUUUAGAGAUUGAAAACAGCUACUUGCUGUCCCAAAAAGUAAUUCUGAUAAGAUUGCACCAAAAUGAAAAGUAAAGCUCCUCUAAAAAUCAGCUGAAUGGUGCACACUUGUGACCAGACUACACAGUUGGUGAUAAUUCUGUGUGCUUUUGUCAGAUUCACUUUUUUCACAGAACAGCUGUUUCUUUCAAUCACUGUCAAUAAAAAUACAGAUAAGUGCUGCUUUAAAGACUGAAAUCUUUCAGCUGGUGAAGCUUAAAAGACAACAGCUUCCACAAUUCAGUGUUGAGCCACAAGGUUGGCUUAAAUAAAACUUUGACACUAAAAACUA